UUUAACUAUUCUACAAUAAUGGCGUUUCCGAACCAUUUCUCACAGGAAAUGGCUCUACGGCAUCUUUCCGAACAAAACUCCUCUGCUUUAAGCAACGUACUCCCAGAACAAAUGACUGCUCGCUUGCCGGAGCACCACCAACCGCCGCCUACGUGGCUGAACAGCGCUAUUCUCCGCCAGCAGAGUCAAUUCACAUCCACCGGCAACGGGAAUUUCCUCAAUAUGCAAAACAACUCGCACUCCGCCUCAGCGCCGUUGCAGGUUUCGAAUAAUCAGUGGCUUUCACGGCCAGUUUUGCAGCGAAAUGUCAGUGACGUGAGGGAUGAUGUUCAGGUGUCCAGUGAUUCGAUGAUCGGCACUGAUUUAAACAACAACAACCACAAUAAUAACACUCACACUGGCAGAAAUGAAAACAGUGAGUUAACGGAUGGCGGCAGCGGCGGUGGUGAAGGAGUGAUUAAUUGGCGAAAUUCGAGGUACAAAGCGGAGAUUUUGUCGCAUCCUUUGUAUGAGCAGCUAUUGUCUGCACAUGUGGCGUGCUUGCGAAUCGCGACGCCGGUGGAUCAGCUCCCGAGGAUCGAUGCUAAGCUUGAACAGUCACAGCAAGUGGUCGCUAAAUACUCCGCGCUUCAACAUGGAAAUCACGGCGAUGAUAAAGAGCUUGAUCAGUUUAUGACACAUUAUGUCUUGUUAUUAUGUUCAUUUAAAGAACAACUUCAGCAGCAUGUGCGUGUUCAUGCAAUGGAAGCAGUUAUGGCUUGCUGGCAGAUUGAGCAAUCAUUACAAAGCGUAACAGGAGUUUCUGCAGGAGAAGGAACAGGUGCUACAAUGUCUGAUGAUGAUGAGGACCAGGUAGAAAGUGAUGUAAACAUGUUUGAUGGAAGUGUAGAUGGUUCCGACAGUAUGGGAUUUGGUCCUCUGAUCCCAACAGAGAGUGAAAGGUCAAUAAUGGAGCAUGUACGGCAGGAGCUAAAGCAUGAGUUGAAACAGGGUUACAAAGAAAAGAUUGUGGACAUCAGGGAGGAAAUUUUACGCAAGAGAAAGGCGGGAAAGCUUCCUGGUGAUACUACAUCGACGUUAAAAGCUUGGUGGCAAUCACAUUCAAAGUGGCCAUACCCUACCGAGGAAGAUAAGGUAAUAUUGGUGCAAGAAACAGGCUUACAACUGAAACAGAUAAAUAAUUGGUUCAUUAAUCAAAGGAAGAGGAACUGGCAUAGUAAUUCGUCCUCCUCCACAUCCUUGAAAAGCAAACACAAAAAGGUGAAAACAGGGACGACCAUUUCACAUAAUUGAUGCGAGCUUCUCGAGUAACAGCUAUACAUAUUUCCCCUUCAUUUAGUAUAUUUUAAUCUGGAAAGUUCUCGCUUAUGGUUGCACUUGUUACAACAUGGAGGGACGGAAAGAGAUCACUAAUGUUGAUGGUAGAGGUUAUGGUGGAUGAUUUUGCUCCUCUCUGAUCCUGAGGAGAGGAAACAGCCUAUUACAGUAGAUGUUUGUUCCUUGGCAGUUAAGGUUUAUAGAUGCACGACGACUGGUUGGAUAUAGUAUGCCCGUCCCUUCAUGGACUCGUUCGAUUUUGUUAUUUCCGUAUGUGUAUAAAAAUAGGAAUUCUAUUUCCAGUGUACAGUUCAAUAAUCUAUGGAUUGGUGUGGGAAAUUGAUAUUAUCCGUGAACUUGUUUCGCUUAUUGAUAGUAUACAAUUGCUAUAAUUUUGAUUGAU
Molecule: messenger RNA, 1720 nt
Organism: Olea europaea var. sylvestris
Lineage: Eukaryota; Viridiplantae; Streptophyta; Magnoliopsida; Lamiales; Oleaceae
Product: homeobox protein knotted-1-like 3
Exons: 6
Coding region: 19-1293 (424 amino acids)
Biological process (GO): regulation of DNA-templated transcription
Cellular component (GO): nucleus
Molecular function (GO): DNA binding
Source: RefSeq, a predicted model, not a curated record